AUGGGCACACAGACUGACCUGACUAUGGUGACCAUCCAGUCUUGCUCUGUCAGCGUUCCUCGCUGGAAUACCUAUGACAGAGGCAUCCAAUGGCCUGAAUACGAGUUCAAUUUUUAUGGCGAAGACUGGAAGGUGCAGCUGGACCACAUGUAUUUUAACAGCAGAUUUAAAUGCGUUCAGGAGUUACCCAACGUAGAACAGGAAGCGAUCAUAAAGGACCAUCAUCAAGUGUCUUCCACAUUGCAACAUGGCUCCUCCUCAGAGGAUUAUCGUGUCACCCAACAUGAACCUCUUAAGCAGGAGUCUGAACCUCACACCUCCCCCGAGACACCGGAAGGAUACUUCUUCUCCAAAUGUUCCCUGAGAAACAAGAAAACGUUAUGUAUCCUACAGGCCAAACUGGUGGCGCUCUUGAGACACAUGACUGAAGCACCACAUAUGGGCAGUUACAAGAGGCAGCGGACCAGGAAACUGCUGAGUCAGAUUGUGGAGAUCGUGUGUCUUGUGGCUGGAGAGGAUUUGAAGCUGGUGAAGAAGAAUGAAGAUCUCAGCAAGUUCUAUCAGAAGGAAGGACAGAUUCCGGUACGCUAUCAGGACGUUGCUGUGUUCUUCACUAGAGAAGAAUGGAAUUACAUAGAAGAAAAUGAAGAGCUUUACAAGAAAGAAAUCCUCAGUGACCCCAAUGAAACUAAAGAGGACCAAGUAGAGGACUUCAUAGAUGAUUUCGAAGAGGAUGCCGAUAUAACAGACGACCAUUUCUUUAAGCUUCUGGAAGUGAACUCACAAGGUCACAGUCCAGGAGCGGCACCAGUGGGUCGGAAAAGAAAAAAGGUGUUGCUGCCCACCAUGCCGUGUAUUCCGGAGUAUGUUCCCGGAGCACUAGGACAUGAGGACAGGGACUGUCCCAGCGACCGAACCUGCAAAUCCGAAUAUUUCUCAGAAGUUGCAAAUGAAGAAACUGUGAGUGACAGCCAUGACUUGAAGCCGCAGAUAAAAGAAGAAGAUUGUUCUCCAGAGGUAAGCACUGAAUGGAAUGCAACAGAUGACUCCCAUGAUGCAUCUGGCCCUAUGCUGUGGAUAGCAGAGGACGGCACCACCUCCACUCACUGGAUGCCAAGGCAUGACUCCUCUUCUGCCACACCCAUCCUGAAAAAGCAAAGAGGGCGCCAAAAAAAGCUUCUUGAGCAGCCGGUUGUGCCCUCGGAUACAGGCGGUGUCGUGUGGCACACCGCUCACAACCACACAGAGUUGGCAGAACAUUCUAAAAUUCUCCAGAACCUCCCAGCAUUGGACUGGGUCACCAGACAAAGACCUUCACAGGCAACGCUCAGUUGUGGCAUAUGCAAUAAGUGUUUUUACAGCGCGGCUGAACUGGAAACUCACCAAAUCACACACAGCGAGGAAACUCUGCUGAGCUGUGAAGACUGUACCAAGAUCUUUGAUGUCAAGAGCGAUCUUGAAAAGCAUAAAGCGAAGGAACAUGGCAAGCUGCGCUAUCCCUGCGAGGUCUGCGGCCUGCAGUACAAUUACCGCUCGCAGUAUAUUAUUCAUCAGCGAACCCACACUGGUGAGAAACCGUUUUGUUGCAAAGAGUGCGGACAGGCAUUCGGCCAUAAAUGCAGCCUGCUCAUACACAUGAGGAAGCAUUCGGGGAGCUCGCUGUUUGAGUGUGGCCGGUGCGGGAAACUGCUGGACACAGAGCAGGCCUUAGAGAAACACCGCAAACUGCGAUUCUGUGUCAACUGUAAGAAAUGCUUCACCCGCCGGGCGCUGAGACGCCACCUGAAAACGCACACGCCAGAAGAGACGGCAAAAAAAGACUGUAGUUAG
Molecule: messenger RNA, 1830 nt
Organism: Staurois parvus
Lineage: Eukaryota; Metazoa; Chordata; Amphibia; Anura; Ranidae
Source: the annotation of a GenBank genome assembly